UUAAAGGGAUUCAAGUUUCCAAAACAAAACUCUGACAAAUUAAAUUUUUUUAUUGUCCACUCUUAGAAAAUUAGGAACCAUCCCCACUUAAAAGGAUGCUCUCCUCCUCACUCACCAUCUCAAACAACCUCUGCAACCCAUACAUACACUCUAGACAUGAAAACAGGUUUUGCAGUGGAAGAAAUGGCUAAAGAUUUACCAUCAUCAUCAAAUAGUAACCUCCACAAUGUAUCAUCAGAUGAAGAUGAUUACAUUGACAUUGAAGUAAGUUCAUCAUCCUCAACACCAACACCAUCAUCAUCAACUUUCUAUUGCAGUUACUCAAACAUCACUUCACCAAACCCAAGAGAAUUUGAAUUCCAAAUGUUCUCAUCAUCAAAAUCAUUGGAUAACAAAGCAAACACCACAACUACUUCACCAGCUGAUGAGCUUUUUUAUAAAGGAAAGCUUCUUCCUCUUCAUCUCCCACCUCGAUUACAAAUGGUUGAAAAGCUUCUGAAAAAUUCCAAGAGUUUUGAUGAAGAACUCAGCUCCUCUCUCAUUACUCCAUUAACAACUACACAAAAUACUCCAUUCACUUCUUGCAAUAUUUCACCAACAGAUUCAUGUCAAGUGAGUAGAGAAUUGAAUCCAAAUGAGUAUUUCUUUGAAGAUUUCAGCACUUUGUCUACAAAUGAAGUUAUAAAGAUGAAGUCAUGGAUGAAGAAACUCAAAAAGUAUUCUUCAUUAGGAUUGAAGUUUAAAUCUUAUUCAAGAGCUUAUCUUAAGGCUUUGUUUACUUAUAAGUCUGGUUGUUCAGAUGAAGCAUUAUCCUGCAAUGCCCAACCAACAACAAAGGUUACCGGAAAUGAAACGGUUGCGAAAGCCAAAGAAUGUUUGAACAAGUGUGUGAAAGCAGGAAAGAAGAGCAAUCCAUUUGGGUUGAUUCAGAAACAGAGGAUUGUUGUCAAUGGCGAUGGAAUUGAGAAGGAGAAAAUGAUUGAAGAUAAUAGCAGUCACAGAAGAUCAUUCUCAGGAGCUAUAAAGAGAUGUACUAAUCCUACUACUAUUAGUAAUACUACUUCAUCAUCAUCAUCAUCUGGUUCUGGUUCAUCAAAUUCUUCAUCGUUUUCAUCCAAUAAUGGUUAUUAUGAAGUACAAUUGUUGAAAAGAAGUAAUAGUGCAAAUUCAGAGAUUGAAUCAUCAAUUCAAGGAGCUAUUGCUCAUUGUAAACAGUCUCACCAUCAACAACAGCAACAACUGUAUAGGUCUGGUACUAGAAAGACUGUUAGUGAAGUUGGGUUAACUGUUUCGAGGAUCGCUGAUGAUUAUCAAGAAAGACCACAACUCUGUAGAGGAUGAUGAUUGUUCAUUGACAGUGGGCUGUGGGCUACCCCAUUGCUGCUCAUCACAGGAAAUUAAGCCAUUAUGGAAGAGAGAAAUAAUAGGAAAAGGACAUCAGUAGUACUAUAAAUCUUUGUCAUUUGGUUUUCUGGGUAUUUUUGUUUUGAUUUUCUGUAAUCUUUGGCUCAGUGCUAUGUUCAGAUUCUAUGAAUGGUUUUUACUGUACUCUGCUCUCAUUAUACUGUUGAAAUGGUCUUUUUGUGAAAAUUUACCUAUGAAAUGAAAUUUACUAUAUGUAGCAA
Messenger RNA from Papaver somniferum (opium poppy), 1625 nucleotides. Its product is annotated as probable membrane-associated kinase regulator 4. Gene Ontology annotation, molecular function: kinase inhibitor activity. NCBI's taxonomy places the organism in Eukaryota, Viridiplantae, Streptophyta, Magnoliopsida, Ranunculales, Papaveraceae. Gene Ontology annotation, cellular component: plasma membrane. Bases 157 to 1341 code for a protein of 394 amino acids. The transcript has a single exon. The record is from RefSeq and is a predicted model, not a curated record.